Messenger RNA from Dermacentor andersoni, 3069 nucleotides. RefSeq names its product tRNA dimethylallyltransferase. Gene Ontology annotation, biological process: tRNA modification. Gene Ontology annotation, molecular function: tRNA dimethylallyltransferase activity; nucleic acid binding; zinc ion binding. The record is from RefSeq and is a predicted model, not a curated record. Lineage: Eukaryota; Metazoa; Arthropoda; Arachnida; Ixodida; Ixodidae. Gene Ontology annotation, cellular component: mitochondrion.
CGCUUCUUUUUGUCAAGAUGGCGGCGCCCAGCGCGUUGAAAUGCUGUCGAAACCUUCCUCUCGUUGUUGUCUUAGGCGCAACUGGCACGGGAAAGUCCAAGUUGGCCAUAGAAAUAGCUUCCAGAUUCAAUGGAGAAAUAAUAAGUGCCGAUUCUAUGCAGAUUUACAAGUCACUAGACAUCAUCACGAACAAGGUCACGCAAGCGGAAAGGGAGGCUGCGCCGCAUCACUUGCUCGAUUUUUUGGAUCCUCUCUUGAACUUCACCGUGGCCGACUUUCAAAGCAAGGCUCUCGGAGUUAUCAACAACUUGGCCAACAGUAACAAGCUGCCCAUCAUCGUCGGUGGCACCAACUACUAUAUCGAAUCGCUUUUGUGGAAGAUUCUUGUGCGACCUGAGAAAGAACCUGACGACCAGCUCACCUUCGACAGCAAUCGUGUUUUGCUCAGAGAUGUCAUCAGCUCAUUCCUGAAAAGCAAAGCUGACGUCGACUGUGAAACCAACACUGCUGCGACUGCACUGCUCAGUGAUGUCCCCGAUGAUGCCAGCCUGGGGGACGUCUGUACAGAGCGCUUGUACAAGUGCCUCGAGAUGGUAGAUCCGGAGCGAGCUGUGAGGCUUCACCCAAAGGAUCGGCGGAAAAUUGAACGGAGCCUUCAGGUCUUCCAAGUCCAUGGUCGGCCGCACAGCGAUAUUAUUGAAGAGCAACGGCAGAUGAAAGGGGGCAGCUCUCUCGGUGGACCACUGCGGUUCCAGCGGCCGUGCGUGUUGUGGCUUCAGUGUGACCAGAACGUGCUGGACAAGAGGCUGGAUGCCCGUGUCGACGAUAUGAUUGCUGCUGGCCUGAUCAAAGAGAUGGAGGAGUUUCAUGAGCGAUAUAACAAGCAUCGCAUAGACCACAAUCUGGAAGCUGACUACACGAAAGGCAUCUUUCAGUCAAUUGGGUUCAAGGAGUUCCACCGGUAUCUCCUCAUGAACAGUGAAGAGAAGGCUUCUCCGAAAGGACAAAAGGAAUUUGCUCAAGGAUUGUGGCUCAUGAAGCAAGUGACAAAGCGGUAUUCCAGGAAGCAGAAAAGGUGGAUUACACAGAGGUUCUUAAGAACGCCGGAUCGACAGGUGCCACCUGUGUACAGCCUGGAUGCGACAGACGUCUCGUGUUGGGACACAUGUGCCAGGGACAAGAGCUUCGAGAUCGUCAGAGACUUUCUGGAGGGCCGAGAGCCUAGCCACAAGCCAAUCCCUCUGCUUGACGGCAACAACAACCAACAGCAGCUGUUCACUUGUGACAUCUGCAACGUGUCAACUAUCGGCAACAUCACAUGGCAAGCUCACAUGAAGUCAAAGAAGCACCUUGCAUUAGCAAAGAAGCAGAAAGAGAGGCAAGCUGACGGAGACAGGAACGGUUGGGCGAAUGCAGAACCGUCACAUGUGGAAGCUGCGCUGAUUCAGUGUCUGAUUUCAAGAAACCAAUAGCACUGUCAAACUCUGCCAGAAUAGUUAGCGCGGUAACACGUGUUUGCAAGCUCCGCCCCCAUAACUUUUCUUUCAUUGUCGCAGAAAGUUGUUAGUGCUGCUGCCGUUGCACUUUCUCGAUAUUGAAGACAUACAUGGCCCACGUGGGAAGAGUUGGAAGGUCUCCAGAGACUCGCAGCGAGUUUGGCUUCAAAAGCGACGCAGGCAAGCGGACGCACCAAGGGGCAGUGCUCCGGCUUCCGCUGCUGGCAUGAGCUUUGUGCCCGCAGCACACCGUGGCGCAUUCACUUGUUCCAUAUUCUUUCACUGUGCACCGGUUCGAGCGGAACGGAUAUUAUAAACGUCAAGUUAUAUCGAUCUAAUCCUUUCACUAGGCGGUCGCAAACCUCGCCGUUUUUUUUGCCUCGGUCCCAUCUUGUGCACCAUCAAGGUGCGACAAACACUGCUGUCGGCAUUCCUCAUGUUCCAGCAUUCUGAGGUGCCUGGUACGUGCCAGGGCGCUGUUCCUCCUGCACAACAGCAGUUGUAUUGCGUGUUGCAUCGUGCCAUGCUGCCCGAUUGUUAGGGCACCGUGAGAGGAGCUUUUUUUUUUCCCCGCAAGCAGGCUGUUUUCUGGAAGCUUCCUUUUCGUGACCCGCUUUCAGUGCUACGACACCACUGUUACUGCCUCUCCCCCCUCCUUCCUGCCUUUUUAUUGCGCAGCAUUACAAUUACUGCAAAAGUAGCCAACGUGCACCAGUGAUGCAUAAUUACAUGGUGAUUGCACCAUAGUACACAUGGACUACUAAUAAACUAAUGCCAGCUAAAACCAAGAGUGCCUGAUAAACGUGGAGCCAAAGAUUACGUAGAAGACAACGAAUGCUGAUAUAUUUCAGGAGUCUAAGGGAAAAAGUUUUUAAUUUUCACAGGCAACAUCCGGCAUGUCAUAUAAUGUAGGACUUUAAAUUGCAAAAAUCUAGUUGGUGUUUACAUAAGUUGCAAGAAAAGAUCUUAUUUUCUAGUUUAUGAGGCAAAUGUAGACUCCUGGCAGCAGACGUUCGUUUUUAGUUCAACUCUGCGCUCCACUUAGCACGUCUACAUUUCCUGGUUCAGUGUUGAAGUUCUGGUAUUGGCUUUCGAGUAGGAAAGACUUCAGAAUCUUUUCUGUCGAGCCUCGGCAACUGCUGGGCGAGCUCAGUUCCGAACAACUGGCCGAUGUUGGUGCGUCUUUCAAACCACAACUGUUCUAGACAUCGUCAAAGUGCCCAUUUCUGCACGCCACACGAGCGGCAGACCUUUUGAAGUGCACUUUAGAGCAGUCCGCCUUUUUCAUUUUCCUGUGCUGCCCCAUGCCGAUGGAAACGGUUCAGACGGGUGCUGGGGCUUUCGCUGGUUGAUUUGUGUACUUGUGCCCAUGUUAACCCUUUCAAGGUCGAUUUUUUUUUAUUGCGGAUUCCAAUUCUCCUGAGGGACCUAUUUGAAAAAAAAAUUACCAUGAUUCUUUUAGGGUGACCGUAAAGUGAGAAAAAAAUAUUUUGCGUUGGUACUAUAUAUGUACUCUUUAUUUAUGAAUAACAAUAAAAGAAAGGAAAUAAACUUGUAAGAAUUAAAAAUUUGA